This is a messenger RNA of Manihot esculenta (cassava), 1590 nucleotides long. RefSeq names its product protein NODULATION SIGNALING PATHWAY 2. Gene Ontology annotation, biological process: regulation of DNA-templated transcription. The coding region runs from base 40 to 1554 and encodes 504 amino acids. NCBI's taxonomy places the organism in Eukaryota, Viridiplantae, Streptophyta, Magnoliopsida, Malpighiales, Euphorbiaceae. Gene Ontology annotation, molecular function: DNA-binding transcription factor activity; sequence-specific DNA binding. Gene Ontology annotation, cellular component: nucleus. The record is from RefSeq and is a predicted model, not a curated record. The transcript has a single exon.
AACAUCUUAAGCUGGCUAAGCCCAUUACAAUUCCAAAACAUGUUAGAAUCUCAGCUUUUUCACGUUCCAUUUCUUCAUGAUUCUAACAAUGAAGUAGAGUUAUUUCUUGAUGAUCAAUAUCCAAAUUAUGCACUAGGAAUCAAUGCUCGUGUACACCAAUCUGAGCUCUCUCCAACUUUUCCUUCCAAUGCUCAAUUUGUGGAUGAUAUGAACUUGGAAUUUCUGCUUGACGAGUUGCCAUUUGCUUUGGAGGAAUCUGACCUAUUUUGGAAGGAAAUGCAGGACAUAUUUGAAUGGCUAAAGAUUGCUGACUGCAGUGGAGGAAAAAACAAUGAUGAAUGUUGUAACCAUAGACCAUUGAUUGUCUCAGGUUGUACAUCCAUGGACCGUCUCGUCCAGCGACCACUAACCAUUCCAAAUGAAGGGUUCGAGAUCAGUUUUCAAGUCAGCAUGAACCAUCUAGCCAAGGCUUAUGGAGAGGCAAUGGAAAAUAAUCAGGCAGAGCUUGCAGAGGUGAUCAUGCGACGCAUUAGUGAGAAAGUUAGUCCCAUUGGUGAGAUCAGGGAGCGUGUUUUGUAUUAUGCGUUUCAGCAAUUUUCGGACAAUAAGAAGCAAGCAGACUAUAUUAAACAAGAAUCUUGCAGGAACUUUGUCACAGCUUUUAUGGCUUUUUAUCAAAUUUUCCCUUAUGGUAUGAUUGCUCAUUUCACAGCUAACUCAGCUAUCCUCGAGGCUAAGCCUGAACACUUUCAAGUUCUACACGUAGUAGACUUUGACAUGGGGGAAGGGGUUCAGUGGUCUUCGUUGAUCAUGUCUCUUCCCCAACAUAUUACUUUAAAGCUUACAGCAAUCAAGUGGAGAGAAGAGGAUUCCGAUUCUGGUAGAAAAUUCACCGAGACAAGGAGGCAGCUUCAAGAUUUCUCAGGCUCUAUAGGCAUAAGAUUGCAUGUGGAGGAGAUGGAGAUACAAGAUCUGGCGAAGGAGAUGAAGAGAAAAACAAAAAAUGGAGGUAAAAGAGAAUGGUUGGCCUUUAAUUGUAUGUGGGCACUUCCCCACAUGGGCAAGAGAAGAAGCAGCAGGCAGGUCAUGGAGUUUUUAGCUGUGGCUAAGGAUGUAAUAGCCGAUUCAGCCACUAACAAUAAAGGCAUAGUGACACUCGGUGAUGGUGGUGAUUGGCAGACAAUGAAAAAUUGCAAUGCCUUUGGACCAUUUUUUGAGUGUUGCAUGGGACGAUACGAAGCUUUGUUGGAAUCAAUGGAACUGAAUUUACCAGUUCGUCUUGCAGAAGCAAGAUUAUCAAUGGAGUGUCUGUUUAUUUCACCUUAUGUCUCUUUUGUUACUUUGAUGCAAACUUGGGGAGAUGUAAAGGAAGGGAGUUGUGAUUUUAUGAAAGGUUUAGGGUUUGAAGGGUUGAUGAUGAACAACAGGAGCUUAAUGGAAGCAAAAGAAAUGGUGAGACAAGGAGAGACUCCAUAUGGAGUGAGAACUGACAAUAAUGAGAUUGUGUUGGAGUGGAAAGGAAUUCCAUUGGUGAGAGUUUCUUCAUGGAGAUGAUGAUGAGUUUCAUACAAACUGGAAAAAAAAAAUAAA